Messenger RNA from Perca flavescens (yellow perch), 805 nucleotides. Its product is annotated as complement C1q tumor necrosis factor-related protein 3. The transcript has 5 exons. The coding region runs from base 1 to 711 and encodes 236 amino acids. Gene Ontology annotation, molecular function: protein binding. NCBI's taxonomy places the organism in Eukaryota, Metazoa, Chordata, Actinopteri, Perciformes, Percidae. The record is from RefSeq and is a predicted model, not a curated record.
AUGGAGAUCUCUGCGAGUUUUACGCUGUUGCUGCUCCUCGGCUCCGUCUCCCCAAGUGAAAGUGUUGAAUGCCGGCAGGCUUCUCCUCCAGAUAUCUACGCUGAGCUGAGAGAGAUCACCGCCUCGUUGGUUCAACUGCAGACCAACAUGACGCUGCUGCAAAGAGAGACUACAGUGGACAAGCAGAAGACUGAAGUGGACAAGCUGAAGACUGAAGUGGAUAAGCAGAAGACUGAACAGAAGACUGACGUGGAUAUGCAGAAGACUGAAGUGGACAGGCAGAAGCGACAACAGCAAGUCCGACAGGUGGCGUUCUCAGCCGCUCUGCUGCCUGGAGGCCAAACAGCAAAUAUUGGACCCUUUUCCACGGACACUACCCUGAUCUUCAAACACGUCGUCACCAACAUUGGAAAUGCCUACAACCCAAACACAGGUCUGUUCACUGCCCCGGUGAGAGGAGCGUACAACUUUGAGUGGACGGUGGGUUCAUUCAGAGAUGGCGAGAAAUCAGGAGGUUGGUUGGUCAAGAACUCAGAGUAUGUCUUCUUGGCAUACAAGCAAGGGGCCGGUUUUCUGACUUCUUCUAAAGCCGCUACGCUGUUGCUGCAGGUGGGAGACGUCGUGUCUGUGCGUCUGAUGGUUAAAACUGCUGUGUUUGACAAUGGAAAUCACCACACCACCUUCAGUGGGUUUCUGCUGUUCCCCAUGUAAGACAGAAACAGCAGCUCUGUGAUAGUCACGCAGGUUUUUGUUGUCUUAAACAAGUCUUCAUAGCACUUCAUUGAUUUAAACUGAUUUCAUCUGU